AUGACAGGGUUCGGUUCUCCAUGUGGAGCUUGCAAAUUUUUGAGAAGAAAAUGUGUAAGGGGUUGUGUUUUUGCUCCUUACUUUAGUCAUGAACAAGGAGCUACACAUUUCGCUGCAAUUCACAAAGUUUUCGGCGCAAGCAAUGUUUCCAAGCUUCUCUCUCAUCUUCCGCUGGGUGACCGCUGUGAAGCUGCAGUUACUAUUUCAUAUGAAGCUCAAGCUAGAAUCCAAGAUCCUGUAUAUGGAUGUGUUUCUCACAUCUUUGCCCUCCAACAACAGGUUGUGAGCUUGCAACAACAAAUAACGACACUUAGAGCACAACAAGCAGCUCAAGGUUUCAUUAAUGGAGGAAACAUUACUACUUCAACAAAUGAUCAUAUUCAUCCACACGACAAUCACAACAAAUUGUUCUACGGAGAUUUUCCACCUACAUAUCCACAAGAUAUCGAAGCUUUAUAUAUGCAGUUAAACGAGUCGAAGAUAUUAUCAGAACAGUUACAUCAAAACAAUACUUCCAUGAAUGAUAGUAAUAGUACUGCUACCACUGAUGAUGAAAACAUUUUAUAUUAUGAAAAUGGAGUAGUGAAUAUGGAAAAUUCACUACCUGAAUCUUUUACACCACCUGAAGAAACUGUUCAUCAGUUUAUGACUAGUGCAAGUUUUGAUGAGCAAUACUCAUCCGAUGAACAUCAUCAACAAGCAGCAAUGGCUUCUCAAUAUCUUGAUGACAUGCAAAUAAAUGCUAGGAAGUGGACAUUCCAAGACACUAAUCAAGUGGACCUUCAAUCGAUGGCUUUUGCUUAUUUCCAACACUCAUAA
Molecule: messenger RNA, 819 nt
Organism: Papaver somniferum (opium poppy)
Lineage: Eukaryota; Viridiplantae; Streptophyta; Magnoliopsida; Ranunculales; Papaveraceae
Product: LOB domain-containing protein 29-like
Exons: 2
Coding region: 1-819 (272 amino acids)
Biological process (GO): positive regulation of DNA-templated transcription; hormone-mediated signaling pathway
Cellular component (GO): nucleus
Source: RefSeq, a predicted model, not a curated record